AUGAAGCUUCAGUUUAAAAGCUCGCUUCAGCUGCAAAACACCACAAACAAAUUCAAGAUGUUUCGUCUCGUCGUCUUUGCUUGCAUUGCUUUGUGUCUAGUACAAGGAUCUUUUCUUCCUGCACAACCUUAUGAUUACGGAUAUGCCGUCAACAAUCUCUUCAGCCACCAGUACAAGCAAGAAGCCGGAAACGGCGUUGGAGGUGUAGUGGGACGCUACGGUACCGUUGACGCUAGAGGAAACUUCCAAUAUAGGAAUUAUGCAUCGGGUGCCGGAUAUCCCAUCUACGGCUAUGGAUUAAAUGGAUACGGACUCAGAUACGAUGGAUAUGGACUUCCAUAUGGGGCUUAAGGAAACCUUGGUUAUGGUUAUGGUUAUGGAGGCGUAUUGGGACAUCCCGCCUUGAUUUAAGUUACCACCAUUUCUUCUAUGGAGUGGAGUUGAUCCUAUUAUAAUUAAAUCAGAUAAUGAUUCUUUCAUAACUGAUUAUUUUCAAUAAGUCAGUGACAUUAAAAUAUUUUAUGUUUUAAAUUCUUAAUUAAAAAUAUUGUAAACUAUUAUCUAAAUAGAUAUUCAGAUAUGAAUAUUUUAUU
Messenger RNA from Argiope bruennichi, 593 nucleotides. RefSeq lists its product as uncharacterized. The transcript has 3 exons. NCBI's taxonomy places the organism in Eukaryota, Metazoa, Arthropoda, Arachnida, Araneae, Araneidae. The record is from RefSeq and is a predicted model, not a curated record. Bases 1 to 351 code for a protein of 116 amino acids.